AUGGGUAGGUCGUCAUUGCAAUCAUCGGAGUUCGCCAACCUCUCUGAGAAAGACUUGAUGCAGUGUGGUCGGCAGCUCAAGUGGAAGUUACAUGCGGACCUCUGCUUGGCAGUGAAGGGUGCGGAUGCCUACAGUGGUGCGGAUGUUGUGAUCGAAAAAUGUGGCACCGUGCCACAUGACGAAUGGAUCUUCACCAACAACAGCAAACUUCGGCUCUUCACCCGGCCAUCGCUGUGCUUGGAUGUCAGGAACCACAGGGAUAUGGACUGGACCAAGAUGCAGCUGUGGGAAUGCGUAGACGGAGAUGUUCAGAACUUCACACAUUCGAAAGACCACAUGCUGCUGUGGUCCCAGGAUCCCAGCAAAUGCGUGGAUGUCGCGUAUCAUUCCACGAACGCCGGCACCAAUUUGCAAAUUGCACCGUGCCCGAAGGUGCCGUCGCCACUGCAGAGCUUCGAGUUCGAAAAGUGUCGCUUCGAUUGCCCUCGGCAGCUGAAGUGGAGGACGGACGAUCGGUGCUUGGCGCUGCAGGGUUGGUCCAUCGAGGAGGGAACGAGUCUCGUCCCGGGCCCCUGUGAGGGCGAUGGUAUUGGCCCGACGCAGUUCAUGUUCAACACCACAGGCUCAGAGCUCAGAGCACGCUGGUCCAUAGUUCUGGAGGGCCUAGGUGGGAGAAUGCAGCUGGCUCUGAACGAUAAGUUCUGCGCCGGCUUGAACGCCCGCUCAGAGCUGCACAUAGCCCUUUGCAACUCCUCCGACUCGAGGCAGGACUUCGAAUACCGGCAUGGCGGCAUCUUUCACAGCAAGCACGAUCAGCAUCUUGUUCCCAGCUCCCCUGUGAUCGCAAUAGAGCGGUCGAGAACCGACUUCAUGGAGAUUUCGGCCUGCCAGCUUCUCUAUCACCCGGUGGAGUCCUUCCCUGUCCCAUCGCACUUGCCGUGCCCACGGCAGCUCAAGUGGGAUCCCGGCUGGCCGAGCUGGCCGAAGGGUGCCCAUGGCGGCCCGAAGGAGCAUCUUUGCCUCGGGACGCUGAGUUGGCACAUUGGGAACGGUGAGCCUGUGGUGCUUGCACCUUGCGAAGCUGGCACGCGAGUUGGUCAGCGGCAGCAUUGGCUCAUCGAUAAAGAAGAAGGCAAACUGCGACUUGCAUCCAGCCCCAGCUACUGCCUGGAGACGCACCACAAGCACAAAGAUCGCUUGCCGCUGCACUUGUGGCAAUGCUUGGACGGUGAUGACAGCCAGGUUUUCCACAUCCCGGACGCCAUCACAUCCUCCGCGCAGAACAUUCAGCAGGGACGCCGAUGUCUUACCGUUGCGGAGGAGGCGAUAGACGAAGCCCAUGCCUACACGAAGCUGGAGAUGGUGACCUGCGGCUGGCAAUCUUACCGACAGCAGAGAUUCUGGACAGAUGUGUGCGAGGAGAAGGAGCAUGCUCAGCCUCCACCUGCGAACCGUUUGGGCUCGUUUCUGGUCAUCGGGGACUGGGGCUGGGACCCCCUCGUGCACGGGAACGUCGAGAAGGCAGUCUUUCAA
Molecule: messenger RNA, 1533 nt
Organism: Symbiodinium necroappetens
Lineage: Eukaryota; Dinophyceae; Suessiales; Symbiodiniaceae
Source: the annotation of a GenBank genome assembly